Messenger RNA from Lutzomyia longipalpis, 3243 nucleotides. Its product is annotated as ubiquitin-conjugating enzyme E2 R2. Bases 462 to 1199 code for a protein of 245 amino acids. Gene Ontology annotation, molecular function: ubiquitin conjugating enzyme activity. Gene Ontology annotation, biological process: protein polyubiquitination; ubiquitin-dependent protein catabolic process. Lineage: Eukaryota; Metazoa; Arthropoda; Insecta; Diptera; Psychodidae. The transcript has 6 exons. The record is from RefSeq and is a predicted model, not a curated record.
CAAAGGCACGCGGUGACUUUUGUAAGCUUCAUUUGACAGCUGUUUUGUCAAAAUUUAAUUUUCAGUGUUGCACUUUUGCAGAAAACACGAAAAAAGCCACAUCUGGGGUGGAAAUAAAUGUAUUUGCUGUGUGAAAUAAUGAAUUGUGAUUGAAUCUUGGUGCGGGGGAUGCUGUGAAAAGUUCGUGCGGGAAAAGGUGGAAAGUUGGCAGACAACAAAGACUUUUCAUUAAAGAAUCUCUCCGCCAUUGCUUACAAGAAAAACAAUUAUACUCUUUGUGUGGCUCUCUGGGGCACUUCCUGGGUACCUUUCCUGGAUACAGUGUCUGUGUGUGCGUGUGUUUUGACCACUUGUGGCAAUCCCGGAAGGGUUUUACGGCGUGAAAAAGGGGAUAAUUGAGCGUAGGGGGGCGUCGUCACAGCGAGUUUCCGGACGCUUUUUGUUGGAUUUUGGUUUUUGCAAUGGGCACGAUGUCCGCCCCAACGAGUUCAGCUGUUAGGGCACUGGCGUUGGAGUACAAGAGCCUCCAGGAGGAGCCCGUGGAGGGUUUCCGCGUAAAGCUGCUCAAUGAGGAUAAUCUCUUUGAAUGGGAAGUGGCAAUCUUUGGGCCCCCGGAUACACUCUACCAGGGGGGCUACUUCAAAGCUCACAUGAAAUUUCCACCCGAUUACCCGUACUCACCACCGUCUAUUAGAUUUUUAACUAAAGUCUGGCAUCCAAAUGUUUAUGAGAAUGGAGAUUUGUGUAUUUCAAUCCUCCAUCCACCGGUAGAUGAUCCACAGAGUGGUGAAUUGCCAUGCGAAAGGUGGAAUCCAACACAGAAUGUCAGGACAAUUUUACUGUCGGUGAUUUCACUGCUUAAUGAGCCAAACACAUUUUCACCUGCAAAUGUCGAUGCGUCCGUCAUGUAUAGGCGAUGGCGUGAUUCUCAGGGGAAAGACAAUGAGUACCCAAAUAUUAUCAGGCGACAAGCUCUAGCUGCGAAAGCUGAAGCUGAAAAGGAGGGCAUUGUAGUUCCUUUAACGUUAGAGGAUUACUGUAUUAAGCCGAAGUUUAAACCAACAAAUCCAGAACCUCAGCUGGAUAUGACGGAUUUCUACGAUGAUGACUACGACUUGGAGGACACGGAGGACGAUGAGCAGCAAUCGGGUGAAUCAGACUACGCCGAUGGGGACGACAGUGGCAAUGGGGAGUCGUAACACAAUUGGAUUAUUCACAGAGAUGAGAGACUUGAGGCGAUAAAACUCCGUCACAACGUCCACUUUUACUGACCUUUGGUCUUAUCCUGAAUCCCCCACUCUUAAGAGAAAUAUGGAAACAGCUUUUCUUCUCAGCUAAUGUAAGAAAGUAUAUAUAAUCCAGAACAAGUAAGAGAGAAAUAAAAUUGCUAACUUUUGCUAAAUUUUCCCCAUGAAAAAUUUCCCCCAAAAGCUCCUUUACAAAAAAAUUAAGAAAAAGAAAAGAAAUCAGAAAAUUAAAUUUGCUGAGAUGAGUUUUAGGUGAAAAAAAAAAACAAGGGAGUUACAUAAAAAAUAUACAUAUAUAAAGAGGUAAAUAAAAAUAACCAUGUGUGAAUAGUAGCUACAUAUAUAAUAUAUUUUAAAUAAGUAAUUUACAUUAAAAAUUUUAUUUUAUGGAGGUAAAAAAAAUUCAAAAAUACGCGAUAGAAUUUAGAAUAAGAGAAGAAAAAAAACAAGUUAGCUAAAAAAAAUGAAAUUAAAAGUCAAAAUCAAUUAAGGAAAAUAUUGUGGAAAGAAAUGGCAUUAUAUAGGUAUAUAUUUGUUCUGAAGAGAAUCCAAAAAAAAGAAGUCCUAACAAAAAAAAACAUUCUCACAUAAAGUAUAUUUAAAAAAAAAAGAAAGAAUAUAUUGAAAACAGAAAAAGUAACUAAGAAAAAUGAAAUAUAUAAAAAAAUAGAAUAUAAAAAAAGAGAAAAUAAUAAGAAUUAUGUGAAAACUUAUUAAGCUUAAAGGUAGAACCUCUGCACUGUGCAAAGAACAAUUCGAAUAUUUCCAAUUUUUUAUUAAAAUUAUUUUGUUUUUUUUUUUCUUUAAAAUUUUUAUGACUUCUGUUAGAUUUUUUUAAAACUAUCCUUUGUUUUUUCUUUCUUUUUUAAUUAAAUCUAAAUUUUCUUUUAAAAGCUUUUGGAACAAACUACAAAUAUAUGUAAUUUAGGUUUAAAUUAAGAGGUAAUAAAAAAUGUCAAUUUAUGUGGUAAAAAUUGGAUUUUUAUUUUCAAAUCCUGACCAAAAUUUGCAAGAUUAAGAAAGAUUUUAAAAAAUGAAUAAAUGAUAUUAGGACAGUCUAAUCGUGCCAAUUUAUUUAAUUAAAAAAGAGCUUUUUGUGGCUCUGAAAUGGAAUGUUUUUCAAAGCUAUUUAAUUCCCAGAAUUGUUUUAAAAGAAUUUUUUUUUACAUUUUAAACAUUGAAAUAAUAAUUGAAAAAUUUUCCUUAAAUUAGAAGCUUUGCCAUUUCUCUUUUCACGAACAAAUAGAAGAGAAUUUUUAACAAAAGAAAAAAAAACAUUUUGAAAAUUUCUUUAAAAAAAAGUUUAAAAAAAAAACCUUUGAAAAAAAAAAGUUUGGCAGGAUUUUUACGUAAAGCAGUAAUUUUGUAAAAUAAAGGAAAUAAUUAAUAGAAAAUAAAAAAAAAUAGUUCGAUUUAAUUUUUAGAUUUAAAAGAUGAAAAAUAUGAAGUAAUUGUGAGAAUGAUUUAAUUUGAAAAGAUUUAUUAAUUAAAUUAAAAAAAAAUAUUUGUGAUUUUAUUUUUGUAAUGUGGAAUCUUUUAAAGUAUAAUGCGUAAUUUCCUCUUUUUAUUUUUGUUAACAAAGUUUAGUAAAUGAAAUUUUUGUAGGUAGAAUAUUUUUCUUUUAAUCGUGUUCUCAAUGUAGAUGCAGUAUGUGAAAAUAUUAGGAAAAAAAAAACAAAAAAAAAGUUAUUUAAGAAGUAAAUUAAGGAGUAAGAAAAAAAUCCACAAAGAAAUGGAUAAAAGAACAUCAUUCGUGUGUCUCUUUAUUGAUAUAAAAGAAAACCCUAAACAUUGUAAUGCUUGCAAUUUUCCCAUCUUUUUUUUCUUUUAAAAUACAGAAAGAAAGAGAGAGAGGGAGACAGAGAGAGUAUAUAUACUAAAAAUAUAUAAUUAAUUAAUUUACUACCGACGUGAGCAAAGAACUUUAUGGAAAGCAGUAUGAUGUAAAUAAUUUUUUUAACAGAUAAGAUUAUAUGUGGUUUCGAAAGAAUAACAA